Fonsecaea multimorphosa CBS 102226 is the source of this 9552-nucleotide messenger RNA. RefSeq lists its product as uncharacterized. The coding region runs from base 1 to 9552 and encodes 3183 amino acids. The record is from RefSeq and is a predicted model, not a curated record. Lineage: Eukaryota; Fungi; Ascomycota; Eurotiomycetes; Chaetothyriales; Herpotrichiellaceae. The transcript has 2 exons. Gene Ontology annotation, cellular component: extrinsic component of membrane. Gene Ontology annotation, biological process: protein targeting to vacuole; protein retention in Golgi apparatus; late endosome to vacuole transport.
AUGUUGGAAAGUCUAGUCGCCAAUCUCCUCAAUCGCUUCUUGGGCAUGUACGUUAAGAACUUCGAUCCCAAGCAGCUCAAUGUAGGCAUCUGGUCGGGCGACGUCAAGCUGCGCAACCUCGCGCUGAGGAGAGAGGCUCUUGACCAACUGCAUCUGCCAAUCAAUGUGGUAGAAGGCCACUUGGGUGAAUUGACCCUGUCAAUACCAUGGUCCAACCUGCGAGGAAAGCCCGUCAAGGUCAACAUCGAAGACGUCUUUCUGCUCGCGGCGCCCAAGGAGGAAGAUGACUACGACCCGGUCGAGGAGGACAAGCGGGCGGUAGCCGUGAAACUGGAAAAGCUCGAGAGUGCCGAGCUACUCAAGGAGCGCAACACCGAGGCCAUGAGCCCAGAAGAACAGCAGAAGAGUCAGAGCUUUACUCAGAGCUUUGUCACGGCCAUCGUCGACAACCUUCAAGUCAGCAUCAAAAAUGUCCACAUCCGCUACGAAGACUCCAUCGCGACGCCUGACCACCCGUUCGCCGUGGGCCUCACACUUAAAGAAAUGAGCGCCGUCUCAACUGAUGCUGACUGGCAGCCAACAUUUAUCCAGUCCACCUCGGAAACCACUCAUAAAUUGGCCGUCUUGAAUUCGCUGGCUCUCUAUUGGAACAGUGACGCAGAUCUGUUUGGGACCGGCAAGGGUGGUGAUGUUGGCGCCGAGGCACAAGAAAUUGACAAGGAUGAGCUCCUCCGCCGCUUCAGAGAAGGCAUCGAAGAUACUAGCCACUCACAAUAUCUGCUCAAGCCCGUCAGCGGUCGGGCCGGAAUUGAGAUGGACAAGACGGGUAAGACGGACAAAGCAAAGACCAAGGCGCGGCUGCUCUUCCAGGAGCUCGGGUUCAUCAUUGACGAUGAACAAUACCGUGACGCUCUGAUGCUUGUGGACCUGAUGCACUACUUCGUUCGUCAUCACGAGUACAAAAAGGACGCGCCAAAAGAGAGCCCCAAAGAGAAUCCUCGAGCUUGGCUCAAAUUCGCCGGAAAUGCCGUUCUGACCAAGAUCCACGACCGGAACAGGAAGUGGACUUGGGAGUAUUUCAAGGAACGAAGGGACACCCGACGCAGAUACAUUGAACUUUUCAAGAAGAAGAAGAAGGAGCAAAAGUUCACCGAACAAGAAACAAAAGACUUGACCCAACUGGAGCACGAUCUGAGCUAUGAGGAUCUACGAUUUUGGCGAUCGCUCGCUCGGACACAGCUACGCAAGGAGAAUGUCGGUGUGAAGAAGCCCGCCCAAAAGCAGACUUGGUCCUCUUGGAUUUGGGGCGCCAAGGGCCAGGCCGAGCAGUCCUCAGAGAAUGACGAAGAGGCUGGCAUGACUGAACAACAGCGCAAAGAGCUCUACAACGCCAUUGACUGGGACGAGAAGAAAGCGAUCGCCGAGAGCGUUGAUAUGCCCCGAGAGAGCGUCAAACUUGAGGUAGAAUCGAGUCUCAGAACCGGCAGCUUCACUUUGAAACGAGACCCCCACGGUCAGGAGACCGAGGUUCUCAAAUUGGUCUUCGACAAUUUUAAGGCAAAGGCACUUCAACGACCUGACUCUUUCCUGGCUGAACUGGCACUCGGAGGCUUUCGUGUCUACGACGGCACGACAGAGGGGACCUUGUUCCCACAAAUUGUCAAGGUCAAAGGGGUAGAGAAUCAGCCCAAGGAUGAAGUGAAACAAGACGGCACGGAAGAUUUGGACGACGAAGCCGAGUCAGAAAGUGCGGUUGCAGAGAAAGGAGAGCAGGAGGAAGACAGCUUGUUCCACCUCGUCUUCGAAAACAAUCCCCUUGAUGAAAGCGCCGACACAAAAGUCGAUUUGAAACUCAAGAGUCUCGAGUUCAUCCAUAAUCCCAAGUUCGUGGUCGAGAUUGUCAAGUUUUUCAAACCUCCAGAACGGCAGAUGGAAUCCAUUGGCGCUCUGCUCGAGACGGCGGGUGCAACAGUGGAAGAGAUUCGCCAGCAAACCCGCGCAGGUCUUGAGUUUGCAUUGGAGGAGCACAAGACCAUCAACGCAAAUCUGGACAUCCAUGCACCUAUCUUUAUCAUUCCUGAAAGCAUUACGGAGAAGAGCACCCUCUGCAUGAUUCUUGACGCUGGUCAUGUCAGCCUCAAUAGCGAACUUGUUGACAAGGAGACGAUGCGGGAUAUCCACGGCAAGCAAAAGCAGAAGUACACCGAAGAAGAUUACAGACAGCUUGAGGGCUUGAUGUAUGACAAGUUCCACUUGAAGCUCGAAUCAACACAGGUACUGAUUGGACCCGGCAUUGAAGAGACGAGAGCGCAGCUGGAGGCAGAAGACGACUCUCAGAGCAUGCACAUCAUUGACCGCAUAAACAUGGCCUUCCUCCUGGAGAACUCGAUCAUACCGAAAGCCCCCGACAUAACAAAGGUCCGCAUCUCCGGCACGUUGCCUGUUCUCCACGCCUCCAUAUCAGACAAGAAAUACAAAAAUAUCAUGAGGCUAAUAGACGUUGCGAUCCCGAAGUUUGACACUGCCGAAACCGAAGCAAAUGGCACUGCGGUCGAGUCGCGGCCGCAGAAAGCUACCGAAGAUCAAGCAUCGAAGAGGAAAUCCGUACAGUUGCUCGAAGCCAAGGACAUCCCAAUUAUUGAUCACGACUCAGAUUCAGAAGACGCUCCCACCAAAAAGGACUCCCGGAACAAGCCCGAGACACCUGCCAAUAUACACCAGCGCAAUUUUGAAAUCAACUUCACAGUCGAAAAACUGCAGGCUUCAUUGUACAAAGCCGAUCCGGACGGCAAGAAGCCGGAUCAGCUGUUGGUAGAACUUGUGGCUGAGCGCUUCUAUUUCGAUUUUUAUCUUCGCCCCUACGAUAUGGUGGCUCAAGUGCUGCUGCGUUCACUGAGCGUCGACGAUCACAUUGAAGAGGAACCACUACCCGAAUUCAAGCAGAUAAUAUCGUCCAAAGGCUUCAAUGCAGAAGAAGGAAAGGACUUGCUCAACGUCAAAUUUGUCAAGGUCAAUCCUGAAUCGCCUGAAUUCCAAUCUACCUACGAAAGUAUUGCUACCAACCUUGACGUAGCCAUGUCUACCAUCAACGUAAUUGUUACAAGGCGGACGCUCCUCACUCUGCUGGACUUUGUCCUUACCACCUUCACGAGUCCUGGUGAUCAACAGGCGACACAAGAAGAUACAGACGAACCGGAAGAGAGAGCCGACGAUCCUCGACCGGCAGAGCCCCAGGCAGACAAGAUUAGAAUAAAAGCCCAGUUGACCAGCAUUGCGCUCAUUCUGAACAACGACGGUGUGCGGCUUGCGACACUUUCUCUGAACUCUGGUGACGUUGGAGUCUUCCUGGACGCCGGCACCAUGCAGGUCAAGGCGAGACUGGGGAGUCUGUCGUUGGUUGACGAUAUCAAUGAGGGUGCACCCGAAGACUCCCCAUUGCGCCGGUUAAUUGCCAUUGAAGGAGAUGAUCUAGCGGAUUUCAAGUACCAGACCUUCGACUCUUCCCGCAAGGACUACCCGGGAUAUGAUUCGGGAAUCUAUCUUCGGUCAGGGUCCAUCAAAGUUAACUUCCUGGAGGAGCCGUUCCGGAAGAUCAUGGAAUUCGGGGUUAAGUUUGGGAAGAUGCAAGCCAUUUUCAAUGCAGCCAGACAGGCGGCCGCCAACCAAGCUACACAAGUACAAGAAAGUGCGCAGAAAAUGCACUUCGACGUCAUCAUCAAGACACCAAUUGUCGUUUUCCCCCGAGCCAUGGUCGAAGAUCGACCUCGUGAUCUCCUCACAGCCUAUCUCGGCGAGAUAUACGCGAACAACAAAUUCGUCGGUGUCCAGGGCCAAAAGGGUGGCCCGCUCGUCAACAAGUUGGCGGCCGGCAUCAGACACAUUCGCUUGACCAGCGAAUUCCAUUACAGCGAUGGCUCGUCCCAGGAGCUGGAAAUGAUUGACAAGGUUGAUCUCGAUUUCAAAAUUCGUUACCUUGAACAUCAGGCGGGAAUUGAGAGACCAGAUCUUGAAAUCGAUGGUUCUAUGUCGCCGAUAAAUCUGAGGGUUUCCCACACUCAAUUCAAAUUUCUGAUGGAAUUGUCAAAGACCAUUCCGGCAGCUUUUGCAACCGACGAUGAAAGUGAAGAGGAUGUGGCUGAGGAAUUGCCGUCAUCCACAACAGAAAGCGCGAAGGCCGCUGAGCCCGAGACAACCACGUCCGAAUCGCUUGCUAAACCCUCAUACCAAGGCCCCGAGCUUGGGACUGGCGAAGAGACAUGGACCAAAUUGAACUUGGUAUUCAAAGCACCAAUGAUCGCCCUGGAACUGAUGCUCGCGGAUGAAGACCGGCCAAUUGAGAACCUCGAGGCAGCCAGCCUGUCAAAGUUUUCCAUAAACGAGACAAAUAUCAAGUUGAGGAUGAUCAGCGACGGCGCUAUGGAGGCUGAGCUAGUGAUUCACUCUUUCACCGUCCGCGACAGCCGCACGAAAGAAACAAAUAAAUUCCGGAAGAUAAUGUCUCUGAUAAACAACGAUGUGCAGCAGCAGUUCAUGGCGAGUCUGUCUAUUACUGGUGGAGAAGAACGCCACAUGAUUGUCAUGCUUACCAUUGACAGUCCCCGGGUCAUUGUCGCUUUGGAUUACAUCUUCGCACUUCAAGCUUUCGCAAAUACGGCGCUACAAUCCGACGAGCCGCCACCGAUUGCGGAGGUGGACGAUUUAACUGAAAGAAGUGAUCCAAGCCUCGAAAAUGACCAAGGCCAGAUGGAAAGUGGCGCUCAGGAAGUCGAAUCAGCGGGUCAGUCAUCGAUGACCAUAUCAUUUCGACUCAACGUCGUGGAUGCGCAGGUCAUCCUGAUCGCAAAUCCCACCAUAUCCAACACCGAGGCUAUUGUUCUUGGUACCAAAGAAGUCCUCGUGUCAAAGCAAAACGCGAUGACGCUGCAGGUCAGUAAAGUCGGAAUGUUCUUAUGCAGAAUGGAUCGCUUUGAAACUAGUCGUCUUCGAAUCCUCGACGACUUCAGCAUCCAAAUGUCCAUGGAUAACCGAAGCCAAGGCAAAGAGUCUUCGUUGACGUCGAUUCACAUUGGUAUAGAGCCUCUGGUUCUCCGCCUGUCACUUCGUGACAUCUUGCUGGCGAUGCAAAUUGUCAGUAAGGCUUCGUCUACAACCGCACAACCGAAGAUGCAGGAAGAUACAGAACCAAAGAAGCUCAAAGAUGUGAAAGCAUCCUCCAAGGCCCCUUCUACGAAGCGCAAGUCGAUAGCAGCGACAUCAACAGCAGCACAGAGGUCCAAGAGAUCCAAAUCAGUCUCCAAAUCGACCAAAUCUGGAUCACAACAGCAGUCUUCGAAGUCGGUUGUCAUGAGUCGGGAAGAGAUGGUCGCGCAAAUCGAAGGCAUCCGGGUUAUAUUGAUUGGAGAUAUGCACGAACUUCCCUUGUUGGAUUGGAGUGUGAAGAAAUUUGACGUUGAUGUGCGUGACUGGUCCAGCUCUUUAACGGCCGACACCAAGAUCGAUACUUUCAUCAACGUAUACAAUUUCUCAAAGUCCGCAUGGGAGCCGUUGAUCGAGCCUUGGAACCUUGGAUUCCACAUGUCCAAGCAACUCCAUCCCGAGGUGCUGUCUAUGGAGCUGUAUUCGCACAAGAAUAUGGAACUGACGAUCACGUCCGCCACAAUUGCCCUUGCCUCCAAAUCCUUCGACUUUCUUUCAACGGAUGAAGACAUCCUAUCAAAGCCGCGGGUGGCAGACGCGCCAUAUCGAAUCCGAAAUUAUACUGGAUUUGAUCUUAGUGUCUGGGCGGAUGAGAAGAGCGAAAGCGCAGCUGCAGCUAAACUCACCGACGGCGAAGAAUAUGCCUGGCGAUUUGAAGAUGCAACUUCUAUGCGUGAGAGUCUCUCACCGGAAGGUAAUGCUGGCCUGGUCGGUGUCAAGCUCGAGGGUAGUGGAUUCGACAGCGUCGUCCGAAUUCCUGUCAUCCGCGAAGGAGAAACCCUGUACAACCUCAAGCCGAGGAAGGACGGUGUGCAGCACCGGAUGCUUGUCGAGGUGCGACUGGGGUCUGACAAUGUCAAGUACAUCACUUUCCGCUCACCCCUCCUCGUCGAAAACAAGACCCAGAUACCCAUCGAGGUUGGCGUCUAUAGUCCCGACGAUGGCCAUCUCCUCAAGAUAGAGAAGAUUGCUCCUGGCGAAGGCAAACCUGCUCCCGUGGGAGCAGCAUUUGUCCAUUCACUGGUUUUGCGCCCCGACCAGGGAUUCGGAUAUGGCUGGUCGAAUGAGCGGCUGUUCUGGAAGGACCUCCUGAGAAGACAAACCAGAGCUCUCACUUGCGAAUCUGAAGGUCGAGAUGAGUCACCGCCUUUCUUUUUCCAGAUGCACGCAUCGUACGAUGACAAAGAUCCCAUUACAAAGAUCUAUCCAUUCAUGAGGAUCCAGGUUUCGGCACCCGUCGAGAUCCAGAACCUGCUACCGUACGACUUCAAGUAUCGCAUCUAUGACAAGAACACGAAAAAGGAUUGGACAAACUUCCUACGCAAGGGUGGUGUGAGCCCGGUACAUGUCGUGGAACUAUCUCACCUUCUAUUACUGAGUGUUGAGGUGGAGGAUGCCCCCUUCAAACAAAGCGACUUUGCCAUCAUCAACAGUGAUACCCAAGAGGGAUUUCGCCGAGAGAAAGUGCUGCAGUUGAAGGACGAGAGAGGUGCCCAGUUGAGACUAAAGCUUCACUACACGAACAUCAAGGACAGCGGAGGGGCAUUCAGAGUAUCAGUGUACAGCCCCUACGUCCUUCUGAACAAAACUGGGCUUGACAUGAGCGUUCAGAGCAAGGCGUUUCUCGGGUCUUCCACCAAGGCUUCAUCCCCCCAGGGAGCACGAACAAGCGCUGGAGAAGGGACAGCUCUGCCAAUGUUGUAUUCGUACGGCAGCGAUGAUCGCAAGAAUCGUUCUCUCAUCAAGAUCGGCGAUUCCACCUGGAGCAAACCGCAAAGUUUCGACGCAAUCGGGAGCUCGUACGAGGUCGUCUUGCCCUCCGCCUCAGGCAAGUCUGAGAUGCAUGUUGGAGUAUCUGUGGCAGAAGGCGAAGGCAAAUACAGCUUGACGAAAGUUGUUACCAUGGCACCACGCUUCGUGCUCAAAAACAAGAUUGGUGAAGAUAUUGAGCUCCGAGAACCUGGUUCGUCAGAGGUUUGGAAGAUGAAGAACAAUGAUCUCUUGCCCAUGUACUUCAUGCGGCAAUCACCUGAAAAGCAACUUUGCAUGUGCUUCCCCGGGGUCAAUAACCAAUGGUCAUCCCCAUUCAACAUGGCAAAUGUCGGCAUGACCCAUGUCAAACUCGCCAAACAUGGCCAAAGACAAAAACUCGUCCGCGUCGAAAUCAUUCUGGAGGACGCUACCCUGUUCUUACAUUUCAGCAUCGAGACGAAACAUUGGCCGUUCUCGAUGAGAAACGAGAGUGACACCGAAUUCUUGUUCUUCCAGGCCAAUCCCAACCUUGGUGAGGAUGAAGAAGAAGAUAAAGGAAGCGGCUGGAAGCCCAUCCGAUAUAGGCUUCCUCCACGAAGUAUCAUGCCUUAUGCUUGGGACUACCCCGCGUCGAAGAACAAAGAGCUCGUCCUUACCGCCGGGGGAAGGGAGAGGUACGUCAAAUUGGCAGAAAUAGGAAACUUGAUCCCGAUCAAGCUGCCACCGGAUGACCGUGGAGGACCAAUGAAAGUGAUCGACAUCAACAUUGUUGCCGAUGGACCAACACAGACGCUGGUGUUGUCCAACUACAAGCCGUCCAGGUCGAUGUACCGACAGAAGACGGGUAUGACGACCGCAUCACAGACGAGCCUCAAUCAAGGAUUUGAAGUCAAGCAGAUCGAAUCAGAGGUCAAUUUCAAGGCCGAGCUGCGACUGGCUGGCAUUGGAAUUUCGCUCGUCAACAGCAAGCUGAAGGAAUUGAUGUAUGUCACGUUUCGGGAGAUGGACCUCAAGUAUGGAGAUUCCAAGCUCUACCAAACAUUGAACUUCACAGUCAAAUGGAUACAAAUCGACAAUCAACUGUAUGGCGGCAUCUUCCCGAUCUUGCUAUACCCGAGUGUAGUGCCCAAAACCGGCAAGGAAAUGGAGGCGCAUCCCAUCUUCCACACAAUGGUUACAAGGGUCAAGGACGAUUCUUACGGUGUGCUCUAUAUCAAAUACGCCACGCUGCUUCUGCAGCAGAUCACGGUUGAGCUUGACGAAGACUUUAUCUUCGCAAUGCUCGACUUUGCGAAAGUGCCCGGAGCGUCGUGGUCGGAAGAGAAAGAAGGAAAACUGUGCGACGAGAGUCUCGACGUGCCUGAGCCCACACGAGAAGAACAGGGUCAGGACGUCUAUUUUGAGCUGCUGCAUCUGCAACCUAUUCAGCUUGACCUCUCCUUUGUCAGAACAGAACGCGUAAACGCCGAGGACAAUUUCGUCAACAGUCCGCUGAUGUUUAUCGUUAAUGUCAUGACUAUGUCGAUAGGGAACGUCAACGACGCGCCCAUCCGAUUCAAUGCGUUGAUGCUCGAAAACGCGAGGAUAUCCGUUCCAGCACUGAUCGCCAACAUCCAAAACCAUUACACCCAAGAAGCGCUACGUCAAGUCCAUAUCAUUCUCGGUUCUGCCGACUUCCUUGGCAAUCCCGUUGGAUUGUUCAACAACAUCAGUUCUGGUGUUGCCGACAUCUUCUACGAGCCGUACCAAGGCCUCGUCAUGACCGACAGGCCACAAGAGCUCGGUAUUGGCAUUGCCAAAGGAGCCAGCAGCUUUGUCAAGAAGUCCGUCUUUGGCUUCAGUGACAGUAUGGCCAAGUUCAGCGGUUCCAUCUCCAAGGGCCUGGCGGCUGCCACCAUGGACAAGGAGUUCCAAGACCAGAGGCGAAUGUCAAAGAGUCGGAAUCGACCCAAACAUGCCCUUUAUGGCGUCACUGCCGGGGGAAAUGCCUUUGCCGCUAGUAUGGCCAGCGGUAUUGGAGGCCUGGCACGACAUCCUCUGGAGGGAGCAGAAAAGGAAGGGGCUCUAGGCUUUGUCAAAGGCGUCGGAAAGGGCUUCCUCGGUCUGGCCACCAAGCCUGCCAUCGGCGCCUUCGAUCUCGCCUCGAACGUGGCCGAAGGAGUCCGCAACACCACGACAGUAUUCGAUUCGGAGGGCCUGGACCGUGUUCGUCUGACUCGCUUUAUUGGUAUGGACGGGAUUGUGAGGCCGUACUCGCAACGCGAAGCCCUCGGGCAGUUCUGGCUCAAGACCUGCGAUGACGGCCGAUACUUCAACGAAGAAUACAUUGCCCACUUGGAGCUCGAAGGCGGCGACAUGAUGGUGGUUAUCACCUAUGAACGCAUCUUGAUGAUCCGGACCAAAAAGCUGCGCAUGGAGUGGGACAUCAAACUGACGGACGUGCAGACAAUCAGCAAGGAGCGGACGGGGAUGAGUAUCGGGUUGAAAGGAGGAGCAAACGGACCCUUCAUUCCCGUGGCGGAUGAGGGUAGCAGGAAUUGGCUGUACAAACAAAUUGCCAUUGCCGUGAACGCAUUUAAUGACAAAUAUAACGCAAAAGGAUGA